Molecule: messenger RNA, 363 nt
Organism: Pyricularia grisea
Lineage: Eukaryota; Fungi; Ascomycota; Sordariomycetes; Magnaporthales; Pyriculariaceae
Exons: 2
Coding region: 1-363 (120 amino acids)
Source: RefSeq, a predicted model, not a curated record
AUGGUACAUCUCCACUUCACUCCCUCGCAAAAGACCUGGAUCUCGAGCGUCUUCUUCCUCGUCGCCGGCGCCUUCACCACUGGAACGGGUAUUAUGUCUUUGUCGGUGAUAACACCUGGCUGGCCAUCUGAUCCAUCGUGGCCGGCUUCUCCAAGUCCUACGAGAUGUUGGUCGUGGCCCGCGCGCCUUGGAGGCUUUGGCACCGCUGCCUCCCUCCCCUCGGGCGUGUCACUCCUCGGCGGCACCUACGUUCGUCCCGGCAGAAGAAAGAAUCUCAUCUUUAGCAUUUACGGCGGCUGCUCCCCUUUUGGGUUCUGUGUAGGCAUCCUGACGGCUGGCGUAGCGGGCCAGUUCCUCAACUGA